This is a messenger RNA of Polypterus senegalus (gray bichir), 3051 nucleotides long. RefSeq names its product ICOS ligand-like. The transcript is spliced from 7 exons. The record is from RefSeq and is a predicted model, not a curated record. Gene Ontology annotation, biological process: negative regulation of T cell proliferation; T cell costimulation; cellular response to lipopolysaccharide. Gene Ontology annotation, cellular component: external side of plasma membrane. Lineage: Eukaryota; Metazoa; Chordata; Cladistia; Polypteriformes; Polypteridae. Bases 408 to 1034 code for a protein of 208 amino acids.
GUGGCGCUGAUGGGAGGCAAACCACCAGAAACGCAAAGAGGAAGAGUGCGGAGCGGUUUGUGGGUUGGAGAACAGGAAGCUCUAAGGUGAAAUGUCGCCCUUUUGUAGAGAACUCUGUCUUCUUCUGUUAUUACUGGCUCAUGCCCAGGCUGACAACUGUCUUACUGCCAUCGUUGGAGAGACGGUGCAAAUCCCCUGCUCUCUGAACACUGAAGAGUCUUUAAAGACGGAGGACAUUUCUGUUGAAUGGAAAACAUCUGAAGAUCUCAUUGUUCAUUCAUUUGUCAAAGGACAGGAUUAUCUGACAAAUCAGGCCCCCCAGUUUAAAGGCAGAACGCAGCUCUUUAGGUCUGAGCUUUCACGUGGCAAUCUGUCCCUGAGGCUGUCCAGUGUGUCCCUAACUGACGAUGGGGGCUAUGCCUGCAACUACCACCGUGCUGGGGAGUCCAACUCCAGACAGCUGUCUCAGGAUGUGCCUUCAAAUUGCAGGUCGUUACUCUGUCCCAGUUGUCCAAGGACCAGCAUCACCAGUGUUUAAAGACAGUGAGGUCAGUUUCACCUGCAAGUCUACUGGGGGAUUCCCUGAGCCAAAGGUCCAGUGGUCUGUGAAUAAGGAGCUGCUUCAGAACUCAGGACAAGUAAGCACAACACUGAGCAAAGACAGCAGAGGUCUGUACAGUGUGACCAGCGUCCUGACUGUGAAUGUGACAGGAGACGUGUCUGUGACCUGCACUGUCGAGAAUGACAGACUGAGGGAGAAGAGGACAUCAGCUGAAAUUCAGUAUCUGAUUAAAGCAGAGAAAGAGUCAAACGGAGUGAGUGGAGGCACCAAGGUGAUACUGGUGUUAGUGGCAGUGCUGGUUGUGCUGGUGGGGCUGCUGAUUGUAGCGAUUGUGGUGUUAAAGAGGAGGAAGAGGAAACUCAUAGAAUACCAGUAUCAAACAAAGACCAGGAAUCUGAAACUCCACUGCAGCAAACACCAAAAAAGGACAACCCUGAAGCUUAGCAGCUCUGAGAAUGUGAAAGAAGAUUAACUUGUGCUGAGACUACAGUGUUGGCAUUGAGGAGUUUCAAGUGAGCGCCUGAGGAACACACAAGUGAAUCUGAAGCACUUUGUCUUCAUUUGGACAAAUUUGAAUUUGCACUGAGCAAGUUGACUGGAAGGUGAAUGAGUUGACAGUUUUUAAUGAAUGAACUUCAAUGUCAAGAAUGUUCUUCACUGUUCUCCAUUCCAGGUGGCUAUGAGUGUUAAAAGAUGGAGCACUGAAGCCCCUAACUGAUCCCAGCACCUAAACGACACACAGACUGAUGUGACGCCACUACUAAGACAUGAGGAAGAAGCUUUGUGUCCUUGAAAAAUGGAACUAAAAAUGAGAACAUUUGCCCGUAUUUCCAUUGAUCCUUUAUUCGAUUCGCAAAUGCUUUUAUCCAAAGAGACUUACUGUAUCAGUGAGGUUCACACAUCACUUAGGGUCUGUUUUUAAACUAGUGGUACAAGCCUAGGAUAGAGAAAUUGACCAAAACAAGUGAAAAGUCCUCCAGAGCAGUGAUCUUCAAAGUGUGGUCAGCAAGAUGACAGUCAUCAGGGCCAAGUGACUUUUAAAUUAUUCAGAUGCGUCAGUCUGUUAUAUACUUAAGUAGACAUUUAUUUAUAACAAUCAAGGCUGCUAUCUGACAUCAGUAGACUUGCAUACAUCAGAAAUGGCUCCAAAACUACCACCAUGGAGUGCAGCGUCUCGCUUUCUUGUAGAUGGUAACGAGUUUUGCUUCAUUUUGUGGCCUUCCUGCUCCAGGCUUGUUUGUGUGUUGUGGUUGCCCCUUUCACUCUCAUGGUCUCUUACACCCUCAGUGUCUCUCCAGGCCAGACAUCUUGGUCACUGCACUGGUCCUUCUAAACUCACUGUGAUGUCUGCCAGAUCAAGGUAGGCCUUUAAUUCCAUGCACUGUGAGGACAAGCGGCCUUCUGUUGAUCGAUCUUCAUGACUAAAUGGCCAUUAUGGUCACUGGAUGAAAGGUGGGAAGUUUGAAUCUUAAAUUCUGCAGUGUUGGAUUUGAAUGUUAGUGCAAUUCUGUCUCAUAUUUCUGUCAAAAACUAACUGGCGACUGUCAGACUUGAAGGGUCCAAUUUUAGCAAAGUGGUCCAAAACGCGUCAAGUGCCACUGCACUGGGCCUUAUAUGUAAGUAAAGAGUAAACCGAUUAAAUCAUACGACUAGUUAGCUUUAACUACAAAAAGAGCUGAGCAUGAAACCUUUGCCACUGAUAACUUUCUCUUAGCUUCUCUACUUCUGCUGAGGACACCAUGCUGAUAAGAGGGUGAUGGACCUGAUUACUCUAAAGAGGUGCUUGGACUUCAUCAACAUGUAAUGGAUGGAGUUUGCUGUCCAUACAUCUUAAUCUGCUGGUACAGAAUACAAGUGAGAUGAUCAAGGAAGAAAGAAACUACUCAAAAGUGACAAAGGGCUAACUCAUCACGAACGUGUAGCGCCACAUUUUACACUAGCAAGGGAAGAAGAGCUUGUGAAACCUCAAAAGGCUUUGGCUAUCAAGUGAUGGAAGAUGAAAGAUGAAGGCUGAUCUGCCUUUGGUCUGUCUGAUGGGCCUCAGUACAUCAACACAACGUCUUCAGCAUGACAGGAAAUGGACAAAAGCAAAGUGUCCGUGCUGCUGUAUUUAGUAAAGGGUGUCAUCUGUUCUGCCAUGUUGUCACUUGGUGAGGAGCUCAGUGCAGGAACAAAGCUGUUUUUACUGUUGUGUUGAAUUUGUGAGGUGGCCAUGAUGGAUUGUGAAGAGGGCCACUUGUGUUCUGUUUUGUGGGUCGUAUUUACUCCUUAUUGACACCCAUUGCACAUUCAAAUUACCUAGAAGGGAGUCUCCCUCAGAAGUGCCUUUGCCAAGAAUUGUUCCUUUUUUUUUUUUUUUUCUUUUUCUUUUGGAAGAUUUUCUUGUCUUUUUCGGUGGUUAAGGUUAGGGGCUGUCAAAGGUCUUUUGAGGCAUUGCUUGUGUGAUUUUUGGACUCUACAAGAAGUAAAUAAAAAUAGUUUCUGUUGUA